AUGGCUUCUAUUACAUCACUUAGCGGUGCAACCCGCAAAUUGAAUGAUGGAAGCGUGGUUCCUUUUCUCGGCUAUGGAACUGGAACGGCCCACUACAAAGCUGAUCCCAACUCCCCUGUCGACCAAGAGCUAGUCAAGACUGUAGUCAAGGCUAUCAAGGCUGGUUACUACCACCUGGACGGAGCCGAAGUCUACGGCAACGAAACCGAGCUUGGCCUCGCCAUCAAAGAAGCCGGCGUCCCCCGGGACCAGCUCUACGUAACCACCAAGAUCCACGGCGAGAAAGCCCAAGACACCCAGGCCGCCUUCGAGCUCUCCCUCAAGAAGCUCGGCCUGGACUACGUCGACCAGUACCUCAUCCACGCGCCCUUCUUCGCCAAAUCCGAAGCCGAGCUGCAGGCCAAGUGGGCCGACAUGGAAGCCAUCCACGCCUCGGGGCGAGCCAAGUCCAUCGGCGUCUCCAACUUCCGCAAGUACGAAGUCGAGGCCAUCUUAAAGACGGCCAAGGUCGUGCCGGCCAUCAACCAGAUCGAGUUCCACCCGUAUCUGCAGCACGGGGACUUACUCCCUUUUCUGAAGAGCAAGGGCAUUGCUGCGAGUGCGUACUCGCCGUUGACCGCUGUGACGAAGGGGCCGGGGCCGGUUGAUGCGGUCUACAAGAAAUUGGCGGAGAAGUAUGGUGUCACACCGGGGGAGAUUGCGCUGAGAUGGGUCAUCGACCAAGACGUUAUAGCCAUCACCACAAGCUCCAACGUCGACCGUCUCACGCAAUACAAGAAGGUCGCCAACUUCAAGCUGACCCCCGAGGAGGUUGCCGAGAUCAGCAAGGAGGGCUUGAAGAAGAACCUCCGCGUUUGGUGGACUCAUGUCAUCCCUGAGACCGAUCUGGAUUAA
Molecule: messenger RNA, 894 nt
Organism: Drepanopeziza brunnea f. sp. 'multigermtubi' MB_m1
Lineage: Eukaryota; Fungi; Ascomycota; Leotiomycetes; Helotiales; Drepanopezizaceae
Cellular component (GO): cytosol
Molecular function (GO): oxidoreductase activity, acting on NAD(P)H as acceptor; aldose reductase (NADPH) activity
Source: RefSeq, a predicted model, not a curated record